CAUCUAAUUCUAAGUAUUUUUUUCUUGUAAGAACUUUUAAUGUUUAUAUAAAUAAUUUAUUUAAUUUAAUAAUAAAUUAAGUAAUUUUCAAAACUUAAUUUUCUAUUUUUUUAUGAUUGUUAUAAAUUGAAAAAUCUAGACGACGGUCAGUCGGUUAUGGUUGCUUGCACAGUUGUCAUUAGAAGUUUUUAUUCGACAUUCUUCAAUGUCUCGAUAGCAGAAUUGUUUCUUUUAAGUGGCGCAGUCGUCCGCUGCCAUGGCUCAUUCGCCGUCGACCACCGUAGUGGACGUGUCGCUGUUCAAGACCAUCGGACUGCACCAGCUGCUGUGCCCGGUCAACCGCGGCGGUUACAGCGUCCGGUCCAGGCGAGCGCUGAUGACCGCGCUCGGACUGUCGUUCGCCCUGCACGCGUUCCAGGUGCCCUGGCUGUACUGCGCGCUCAACGACCUGCAGCGGUUCGCGUACAUGGCCGCCGUCAUCAUAUACGGAAUGAUGUGCGCGUUCAAGGGCUACGUGCUGGUGACCAACUCGGACCGGCUGUGGUGGGUGCUGGACGCGGCCGGUUACGGGUACACCGGUUGCGGCGGCCGCGACCCGUCCGCGCUCCGCCGGUGCCGGGUCACGCUGUCCGCGCUGCUCCGGUCGUUCGUCGCCCUCAGCUACGCCACGCUGAUCGUGUGGAUCGUGCUGCCGUUUUUCGUCGACGAGUACACGCCCAUCACCAACCUGGACGGCACCGUCACCCGGUACCGCACCACCAUCCACAACAUGCAGUUCCCCGUCCCGUUGUCCGUGUACAACUCCCGUCCCGUCUGGACGCUCAUCUACGUCACCGAGGUGUCCGUGUGCAUCGUCAACGUGUUCAUAUGGUCGAUUUUCGACUGUUACCUGGUCACCAUGUGUUUCGUGCUCAACGCCCAGUUCCGCACCAUGUCCACCGGUUACGUGACGCUUGGCCGUCGUCGCGUCAAACCGUUGCCACAGGACACGCCCGUCAAGGGUGUUCGAAUCAAAUUUAAUGACGUGAAAUCGAAUCAUUACGAUGAUUUAAUUGGCCACAUCGAGGACAAUCGAAAAUUAAUCAAAGCGUUUGACGUAUUUUUCGAUGUUGUUCGACCCGUUGUCCUAGUCCAGAUCGGUAACGGUUCAUAUUCAGUAAUAUCAUUGAUAUUUCUCACCUCUCUAAUGUAUCUCAUGGGUGUACCUGUUUUAUCAGCUCCGUUUUUAAAGUUUAUCUGCGGAGUAAUAUCGCUUACUCUUGAGCUUUUUAUUUUUUGUUACGGAUUCAACCACAUUGAAACUGCGAAAUCUAAUAUAAAUUUCGGAUUAUACAGUAGCAAUUGGACUGAAAUGGAUUUGAAAUUUAAAAAAACUUUGCUAUUGGCCAUGAAGAUGAAUUCCUCCCAUAAACGAGUGAUGAAAGUUUCACCUAAAUCCUCCGUAGGCCUAGAAAUGUUUGCUAGGGUGAUGAAUAUGUCAUACUCAAUAGUAUCUGUAUUACUAAAUUCAAGAUCUUAAAAACAUAGAGCAGAACACAAAUUAUUAAAUAAUGAGUUGAAUACUAUGUUUUUUUUUUUUAUGUUUUAAUAUUUUUU
Aphis gossypii (cotton aphid) is the source of this 1596-nucleotide messenger RNA. Its product is annotated as odorant receptor 22c-like. Bases 257 to 1519 code for a protein of 420 amino acids. NCBI's taxonomy places the organism in Eukaryota, Metazoa, Arthropoda, Insecta, Hemiptera, Aphididae. Gene Ontology annotation, molecular function: odorant binding; olfactory receptor activity. Gene Ontology annotation, cellular component: plasma membrane. The record is from RefSeq and is a predicted model, not a curated record. The transcript is spliced from 7 exons. Gene Ontology annotation, biological process: detection of chemical stimulus involved in sensory perception of smell; sensory perception of smell.